Linum tenue is the source of this 303-nucleotide messenger RNA. The record is from the annotation of a GenBank genome assembly. NCBI's taxonomy places the organism in Eukaryota, Viridiplantae, Streptophyta, Magnoliopsida, Malpighiales, Linaceae.
AUGGUUUCUGAAAGUUCGAUGAACAACUACUACUGCAGUGCAAAACGGGACAGCUGCGGUGAAGGCAGCGGCGGCAGAGUGGUGGUGGUGGCGAUACUGCCGGUGCCACCGCCGGCGAGUUGGUUUGUGGUGACGUCGAAAGGGAGUGCGUUGGAGAAGGUGAAGCCUUAUUUGGAGAGUGGGGAAGUGAAGCCAUUGAUUGAUCCAAAGGGUCCUUUCCCAUUUUCUCGGACUGUGGAGGCAUUUUCCCAUCUCAUGACUGGGAGAGCUACUGGGAAAGUCGUCGUUCACCCUCUACCUUGA